GAUAUAAAAUUUCAGUAUUUUGGUAUUUUCUUUCACGGAAAUAUAAAACAAAAGAGCAGAGAUGCGUAAAUGCGGUCCAUCUGGGGAGUGGAUGAACUAUGAUGCCAACUUGUCAACACCAAAAUCGGUAACACAUGAAAUGCUUGAAGCUGGACGCAAAACAAUAUCAAGCAUCAGAAUAAUCGCUAGAAAGCAACUUAAUUUUCAAUCUUAUCCAAUGAAUGAUUUCCGCUUUAAUUUGCUGCAUUUCGAUAAGACGAAGGAUGUGGACCGUAAUUCAACAUAUAAAAGGGAUUAUGUGCCGCCAUUCCCACCGAAAUGUAAGCCUAAAAACAUUCAUGAUGUAGAAUUGCCGGAUCCGCUUUUCAAUCGAAGGACAAUAAAUGAUUUCGAGAUGUUACCAUGGGUGGAUACAAAGUUUAUGGAUGAUAAACUAUCAAAUAUAUCGGAGUCACGUAGAAAAAUAAAUUUCUUUAGACAAUUACGUAAUCGGAGUUUUCAAUUUUAAGAAAGAAGUAUGUGCAUACAUAUAUGAUGACAUCAUAAUUAUUUUUAUAUCAAUGUGUGUACCCAUAUUUUGUUCGCAUAUGAAAAACACAAAUUGGCAUGUUCCUUAAAUAAAAUUAUAUUUA
This is a messenger RNA of Ceratitis capitata (Mediterranean fruit fly), 632 nucleotides long. RefSeq lists its product as uncharacterized. Lineage: Eukaryota; Metazoa; Arthropoda; Insecta; Diptera; Tephritidae. The transcript has 2 exons. Bases 62 to 508 code for a protein of 148 amino acids. The record is from RefSeq and is a predicted model, not a curated record.